GGAUAGCAGUCCUGCAUGCUGCAGUCGGGGCUGCACGGGGGAGCAGGUUUAUCGCAAGAAAAAACUGUUUCACUGUAAACUUGUAAUGCAGAAAGUGUAUCUCAGAAGUGUUUGUCUUGCGUCACAGGCAAGACAGGCGAUUUUUAGCUGUGUUUUCCCUUGGGAUGAACCUCGCAUGGUAAGUUUUCCCUGUCGUGUAGUAGAGCAAACUUGUGAUGCAAAACUUGCAAAAUGCUUACAGUGAAACACUUUUUUCGUACGAUAAGGUUUGAGCGACGGCAUGACGGCGUACGAAGCCCCUGCUCCAGCUGAAACCGCCGCGGAAAAAAAGAAGAGGAUUAAGAACCAGGUCGCGGCGCAGAAAGUGAAAGCGGGUCAACAAGAAAAAUCUGCAAAUGAGGAAGAGUCCUCAGUGGCGUCUUCGACCAAAUCGACUAAAUCGAAGACGAAAAGUGGAACAUCCAAGUCCGGGAAAACGACGAAGACGAAAACGGCUUCGUCCGCCAAAUCGAAAACCAAGACAAAAACGGGUUCCAAGAAGUGAACUGGUUGAGAAGUUUUUAAACCUUUGAAGAUACUUCGUGCUAGUACCACAGACAGAUUGCAUUUUUCAUCUCAAUAUACACAUACAAUUUUUUAUUCGCAGAUACUGACUUACUACACUUUUGACAAUUUUAACUUACUUGACAGAUAUUCGAAGAAAUUCUAUCCCGUUUCACUUUUGACAGAUGCAAAUUACCUUUUCAGAUUUUAGCCAAGGACAAACCGAGAAUUGCUUCCACGUUUCACAAGGCACAGUUUUUGUACAGUUCGGAGGUACUCGAGUUUCACUCUCAGAAAAACACAUGUGUACUGUUUUAGCAAAAAACUAUCGAAGGUUUCUUUUUGUAAUACGGAAAUUGAAACAACACGACUAGAAGUCAGGUUACUAUUUCCACAAGCACACUCUGAAUUUUCCAAAAAUUAUCCAACUUUUGAUCUGCCUGUACAAUGUAGUUUCGCUUUGACAGCGUGGUAAUAGAAGAAAGGUUCGUUUUAUUUCCGCCACAGACACAAUUCUUCCCGACAGUAGUAGCAUUUUCAACGACAGAAAGAGGCUGAGGUUCUUCUUCCAAUCGCCUGCUAAGUAGUAAUCGCGUAAAUUUAAAUUUUAUCAACGGAACAAUUUCAACAUCAUACACCUUAUGGUUUUGUCUUAAACUUUCGAUAUCAGUUUUGUUACGAAGAACUUGAUUAUGUAUACGCCUUGUCCACUUCUUUUUCGACUACAACAUGUAAAUUAUCGCUUUUGAACAAGAUGAACGUACUUACAAAGUUGCAGAGAUAGUUUUUCGUUUUAGAUUUGGUGACCAUAAAUGCAGCAGUACUGGUAGACCACUUGCACAGAAUGUUUGAACAAC
Amoebophrya sp. A120 is the source of this 1400-nucleotide messenger RNA. The record is from the annotation of a GenBank genome assembly. NCBI's taxonomy places the organism in Eukaryota, Dinophyceae, Syndiniales, Amoebophryaceae.